CAGGUUCUAAUGACAUUUGUUGGUGAAAUGUGAUUGCAAAGUUUUUAGGGAUAUAAAUUAUUAUUAUAUUCAAAUCGGCCAAAAAUUUUUGUAUGCGAGUAUGCCGACCUACGAGGCAUUGUUCGCCUUCAAAGCGUCUGGAAGACUCCUCGGAGGGGUGGCAAUUCAUGACGUCAUCAAGAAAUCAGUACUCUCCAUGAUGAAGGAGGGGGCCAUCGUGACCCACCUUAAGAAUAUGGGGGAGAUGAGAUUGGGAGAGAAGAGAUAUAAGGAGAGGAGGGGGCAUUUUUUCCUAGUGCAGUGUGAGAUGCCGAGUCAAAAAGUUGAUGACAUGGCUCUGAAACUAAUACGCGACGAAGACAUACUACACCUGGUCACCUCAGAGUUAACAGACGUGGAACUGCCUAGAAAGAACUGUUCUGGAUCAGUGUCACACUUGGUUUUGAACCCAGAACUGCACGACUACGACUGGAACUUCGAAGGCAACCUAAUGAAACAGGUGCCUAGAGAGUUCCAGCGAAUGAACCCACAGCAAACGAAGUCUUCAUUGAAAGGAGCAGGAAUCAACGAGAUUUGGGGAAGAGGACAAUAGUACUAGAAAUGAAUUGCAAAACUGUUCUCUUUUUUUCUGAUAAUGUUUAUUUGUGAAGUAAAUCUAUCGAAAAAAGGUUUUAGUUGUUAGUACAGUCAGGAAACUAU
Messenger RNA from Symsagittifera roscoffensis, 699 nucleotides. RefSeq lists its product as uncharacterized. Gene Ontology annotation, molecular function: structural constituent of ribosome; rRNA binding. The record is from RefSeq and is a predicted model, not a curated record. Gene Ontology annotation, cellular component: ribosome. Bases 101 to 592 code for a protein of 163 amino acids. Lineage: Eukaryota; Metazoa; Xenacoelomorpha; Acoela; Convolutidae. The transcript is spliced from 2 exons. Gene Ontology annotation, biological process: translation.